GACCCCCUGUUUAUAGCGACGUUCUGUCUUUAGUGACCAUAGUUAGGUGCGCCGAACAGUUUUUACUAUAUAAAUGGUCUGUAUGUAGCGACUCCCUGUCUAGUCCGUACAACGACCGUGAUUUAGUGUCUCCCAUUACGGUAUAUAGACCGUGCAUAGCGACUUUUGCAAGGGGAGUAACUCGAAUAAACCUAUUUUAUUGUAUUGUUGGAGUUAUUCGUCCUGUGCGAAUUGCAUUGUGGUUAAAAUGGCGGCGAAAAGAAAAUUCCUUUCGUUAGAGGAAAAAUGUAGUGCCAUAAAACUGCUUGAAAAUGGCAUGCCGGCCUAUAAAGUUGCAGAACAACUUGGCGUUGGAAAAACGCAGAUUCAAAACUUACGGAAACGAAAAUCGGAGGUCAUGACUGAUGUGGAGAACAAUGUUCCUUUAUCAACAAAACGACGUCGACAUUGUACAGGCAAUGAGGAUAUCAAUCACCUAACUUAUGAAGGGUUCAAAGAUGCAGUUAGUCGGAGAAUUCCGGUUACAGGUCCAAUGCUUCAAACCAAAGCUUCCGAGUUUGCCAAGCAACUUAAUGUAGACACUUUUAAAGCUUCUAAAGGUUGGCUGCAAAGUUUUAACACCAGAAAUAAUAUAUCUUUUGGUACAAUGAGUGGCGAAAGGGGAGAUGUAAAAGAACAAACUGUUUCGGAUUGGAAAAAAAAUUUCCCAAUUUAUGUGAAGGUUAUGAGGAAAAGGACAUUUUCAAUAUGGAUGAAUCUGGGCUAUUUUUUAAAGACACCCUUCGCAAAACAUUACAUUUUCAAUCUCAAGACUGUGCAGGUGGCAAGAGAUCCAAAGAUCGCAUAACUAUAGCCUUGUGUUCGAGCAUGCUUGGGGAAAAACUGAAAGCAUUAGUGAUUGGUAAAUAUCGAAGCCCAAGAUGUUUCGGAAGGAUUGAUCCUAAAAUGUUGCCUGUUCAUUACUACCACAACAAAAAAGCAUGGAUGACAAGCUAUAUCUAUGAAGAUUUCCUGAAAACAAUUAAUAGACAAAUGAAAAAUGAAAAAAAGAAACAUUUUGUUGUUUGUGGACAAUGCCCCUAGCCACCCAAAUUUAUCAUUUAGCAACAUGAAGGUUGUGUAUUUCCCACCUAAUACAACCUCCAGAACCCAGCCGAUGGAUCAAGGAAUCAUCCAAACUACCAAACUGAAAUUCAGAAAACGUCAGCUAUUACACCUUACCAAAGAAAUAGACAGGCAUCCAACAGCAACAGGCACAGAUCUCCUAAAACAGAUUACCAUCUUGGAUGCCAUUUAUUGGUUAAAAAAAUCAUGGAAUGAAGUUGAGGGCUCAACAAUUAAAAGGUGUUUUGAAAAGUCUGGCUUUGGGACAGCUUCUGCACAGUUGCUGGAUGGAGAUUCUACAUCAUUAGACAGGACAGAUCAAGAACCAUCUGUGAAUGAUCAAGCCGGUGAUGACAAUGACGAUGAUGAUGUGCCACUUGCAUCAUUAAAACUAGCAUAUGAGCUGUUCGGCUGUUCUUACAAAGAACUGUCAUCCAUUGACAAGCUUGUGCACACAUGUGACACCAAUGCUAUGGAUUGGAGUUUGAAUCCACAUGACAUUCUCAAAAAUCAAAGAAAUCAAAACGGUUCCAUCUCGAGUGAUGAGGAAGAGACUCCUGACUUGCAAACUGCAACUUCAAGCAUUUCACUCAGUGAUGCUCAUGAUAUGGUCACCAAACUCAAACUUUUUACUGUCAAGUCUGGAAAUGUAUCUCUCAUGAACACAAUUGAUGAGUUGAAUGAACAACUGACACUAAUGUCUGUGAUGAAAUUAAAACAAACAAAAAUCAGUGAUUUUUUUAAUAAGCAGAGAACAAAUUGAACAACAUUUUUUCCUAACAAUUUUUAUUACAUGUAUAUCAAAAGAAUACUUAAUCUUUAUUUAGUUUAAUUUUUAUUCUACUGUAUGUGUAUAAUUGUAGAUAGUGUGUUUUAUCAGUUAAAUUGAUUUUAAAUAAUGUAUUUGUUACAAACAGCUUU
Messenger RNA from Ruditapes philippinarum (Manila clam), 2025 nucleotides. RefSeq names its product tigger transposable element-derived protein 4-like. NCBI's taxonomy places the organism in Eukaryota, Metazoa, Mollusca, Bivalvia, Venerida, Veneridae. The transcript is spliced from 3 exons. Gene Ontology annotation, molecular function: DNA binding. Bases 1040 to 1867 code for a protein of 275 amino acids. The record is from RefSeq and is a predicted model, not a curated record. Gene Ontology annotation, cellular component: nucleus.